Symbiodinium pilosum is the source of this 963-nucleotide messenger RNA. The record is from the annotation of a GenBank genome assembly. NCBI's taxonomy places the organism in Eukaryota, Dinophyceae, Suessiales, Symbiodiniaceae.
AUGGCCUCGAACCCGUCAACCUCUGUGAGGGCAGUUUCAGGCACAGCCGGCGAACAGCUGGACCGGACUCGGACGGUUUACGCGAGCGACCAGUAUCAGGCCGUGCAGGAGCUCUACUGGCGCAACAGCCACGGCAAACGUAGCGCACCGACACCACAGCACAGCAACCUCACAACGCCGGUGGAGCAAGAGCAGGAGAUGGAAGUCGAUGCCUCGACCACAACGCCCGAGAAGCCGGGUCUCCUCCAGCCCUUCAACCUCGAGCCGGAUGCAGCACUGGAGGUCACGGUCGCAGCACUUGGGAUUAACCCCCAGGACAAGGCUGCAGUCAACCAGUGGCUGGACCAGCCAGUGGCAAACAAUCGUGAGUUGUUUGCCACGAUGAGGGCGUAUCAUGAGCAAGUCAUUCGCCCAGAGUGCUUCUCGCUCAUCGUUCAGCUGGAGACGGGUUUGAAGGCGUUGAACAACAAUUUGUUCAACGUCCGACGUGAGCUGUCGUGGAUGAGUGCCGAUAACCGCAUGGCCCAGAAGCACGCAUGCGGUGUGCAGCUGCCCACCACUGGCUGGCCACAGGGACUCAGCCCCCCUGACAGAGAGUAUAUGCUUGGGUGGAUGCUUCAAAACACCCCCAAGGUAGCCACAUACUGCAAGGAUCGAGGAAUAAUCAACGACCACAACGCCCAGGAGGUGAAGAGAUACCUACAGGUGUUGGCGACAGACCCCGUGACGGUCCCUGCAGGUGGUGAUUUCUGGUCAGGCAUGACCCUCCUAACGUUCAGGGCCUACGACCUCCGUUUGGCAUUUCUGGAAACUUACGGAGGCGGCAUGGGCAGCCCAGUUUACACUGACGAGUCGACACCGGCAGAGUCAACAGCAUCGACCCCUGGCAAAGGUUCUCAGACCACAACGCCAGGUGCCAAAGGGCCACAGGGCGGUAAGCCAAAGGGCAGAGGCAGAUCCUGA